This is a messenger RNA of Micropterus salmoides (largemouth bass), 1909 nucleotides long. It is a transcript of the gene foxe1, whose product is annotated as forkhead box E1. The transcript has a single exon. Gene Ontology annotation, biological process: cell differentiation; regulation of transcription by RNA polymerase II; anatomical structure morphogenesis. Lineage: Eukaryota; Metazoa; Chordata; Actinopteri; Centrarchiformes; Centrarchidae. Gene Ontology annotation, molecular function: DNA-binding transcription factor activity, RNA polymerase II-specific; RNA polymerase II cis-regulatory region sequence-specific DNA binding. The record is from RefSeq and is a predicted model, not a curated record. Bases 330 to 1418 code for a protein of 362 amino acids.
UACCACGCAUGGCGCUCACACACCUUAACUCUUCGACAUAAUCUGACAACAAACUGUGGGAAUAAGCUACACUUAAUGAAAGAGGAUCUCUUGGAAAAGCAAAUCACGUGCAUUUGAAGAACUGAUGGAUUUGGACUAAAAGACAGUGAGUUGUUAGAAACAAAUGUAAUCGCUCUAGUAGGAUUAUGUGCCGGGCAGAUAUCUUGUUUUGACUUCCACUGAGCAGGGUUUUUGCUCAGACAGAGGACACUUCUGAACUGGGGAAGUACUCAUACUGUGCAUUCUGUGCAUCAAGUCUUUUAAGAGGCAUUUUUGAACAGUCUGUGACAAUGCCAGUGGUCAAAGUGGAGAAAGAUUCUCCAGCAGACACCACCUUGUCUGCCUCCAACCCUCCACCACAGACAGAGGAGCAGCCCAAAGGUCGGAGAAGAAAGAGACCUCUCCAGCGAGGGAAACCCCCUUACAGCUACAUUGCACUCAUUUCUAUGGCCAUAGCCAACUCCCCCGAUCGCAAGCUGACUUUGGGGGGCAUCUACAAAUUCAUCACAGAGCGCUUCCCUUUCUACAGGGACAAUUCAAAGAAAUGGCAGAACUCCAUCCGCCAUAAUUUAACUCUCAAUGAUUGCUUUAUCAAGAUCCCACGAGAGCCUGGGCGGCCAGGGAAGGGCAACUACUGGGCUUUAGACCCAAACGCAGAGGACAUGUUUGAGAGCGGCAGCUUCCUGAGGCGCAGGAAGAGGUUUAAGCGAUGUGACUUCAGCACUUACACCUCAUACGUCCACGAAACACCAGUUUUCUCUCCUGUCCAGAUUGCCAGAUCAGCCGCAUAUGCCAACUCAGUCUAUCCCAACAUGACACUCAGUCCAACCUACGGGCAGCAGCUGCCCUAUUACCCCUCUUCAUCGCCUCCUGGGUUUGGACCUGGUCAGUCCCGCAUGUUCAGCAUCAAUAACCUCAUAGGACACCCGACUCCAGCAAGCAUGCUGGGAGGUCAAGGGCCAGAGGUGAUGCAGCAGCCCAGCCGAAGCUUCAGUCCUGAGGGGGUUCCAAACGGAUCCAGUCCCUGCAGCCUGGGACCCCCAGCUUUUCAGAGCCAACCGUGCGGAGGGGCCCUAUCAUCUCGCCACUCCACACAUCCUGGGUUUACCUACUCCGGGCCAAACGGGCACCCACACCAUCAUACACACCAGGGCUCGUAUGGACAGGGCCACACCCAGGGGUAUGCAGCAACAGGACGCCUGCAUUCCUCAGCCCACGGGUCUGUGGAAUCCAUGGACCAUUACGGCAGGGUCUCCCCAGUGCAGUUGGGCUCUUUCUCCCAGUAUAACAGUGCUGCAGGUCCUACUGCCAACACUGGGGGUUACCUGAGGCACCCCACGUACCCAGGGAAUAUGGACAGGUUUGUGUCUGCCAUCUGAAUAGUAGAUCCAAGCAUCUCACUACCUUGCAAACAGAACAUCAGAGACUAGAGUCGGCACCAAGUGAGCCAGACAUUAUAACAAACACAAUUGUUUUUCUUUGUUCUGAGAUUUGUUAAGGACAAAACAAAAAAUUCCUCUGCUCACCACAUUAACCCUACAAUCCAUUUUCCGUAUUGAUGGUAAUUUACUUUGAGGUCCACGCUAUACAUUUGGAUUUCGAUGUCAAGUCUUCUUCACAACAUGUGACAAUGUAAAAUGAAUCUAAUGUUGUGUGUGGUUGCAACUAUUUUGUCAUGAAUUGAAUGUCCAAGUUUAAUAUUUACAUUACUGGUGAGUUGAAAUGUUAGUAUAAAUUAUUGUGCUUCAUGUUCAUACGCUUUACAAUAAGUGGCUUGUAUGAAGAACAUCAGCUUUAGUACAUUUGCAUGUAUUUUGUUGCCAAAUGCAUAUUAGGUUGCCUUUUGGAAAAUAAACAAACUUAUAGAGCA